Malassezia globosa CBS 7966 is the source of this 1089-nucleotide messenger RNA. RefSeq lists its product as uncharacterized. Gene Ontology annotation, molecular function: 1-acylglycerol-3-phosphate O-acyltransferase activity; 1-acylglycerophosphocholine O-acyltransferase activity. Bases 1 to 1089 code for a protein of 362 amino acids. Gene Ontology annotation, biological process: lipid modification; glycerophospholipid biosynthetic process. Lineage: Eukaryota; Fungi; Basidiomycota; Malasseziomycetes; Malasseziales; Malasseziaceae. The record is from RefSeq and is a predicted model, not a curated record. Gene Ontology annotation, cellular component: endoplasmic reticulum; membrane. The transcript has a single exon.
AUGGUUCUUGUGAUGAACCUGACAUCGUUUGCAUGGAGUUGCUACGACGGACAGUUGCGCACAGAAGCUGAGUGCGAUAAGGAACAACGGUAUGAGCGCAUUACGAAGAUGCCUUCGUUCCUGGAGUUCUUUGGGUACUGUUUCUACUUCCCAGGCGUGCUGGUCGGCCCAUCGACGCGUUUCCAUGAAUACCAGCUGUGGGCUUCGGGCAAGCUAUAUGGCCCUCGUAUGGUCCCGCCGCCAGGCCGCAUCGUCGAGUCACUGCGUGAGACGUUCACAGCUGUGCUGGCACUUGUUCUUAUGAUCUGGGGCUCCGGGACAUACAGCUACAUGCGUCUUACAGAUUACUCAGAUGCCGUGCACACAUGGCCGCUAUGGAAGCGGUGGGUCUUUAUUCAAGUAUGUGGUCUUGUGGCACGUUUCCAGUACUAUGGCGUUUGGUCGCUCUCCAAUGCUGGAUGUAUCCUGUCUGGCUUGGCAUACAAUGGCAUCGACCCCGUCACCAGCAAGACCAAGUGGACACGGUGCAAGAACGUGUACGUGGCCAAACUGGAGUUCGCCCACAACUGGAAGGAGUUGCUGGAUGCGUGGAAUUCGAACACCAAUAUCUGGCUCCGCGAAUGUGUGUAUAAGCGCCUCGCAGGCAACAGCAAGCCCAAGUUCGGCAGCUUCAUGGGCACAUUCCUCGCCAGUGCUGCAUGGCAUGGCAUUGCUCCUGGCUAUUACAUUGCUUUCGUGACAGCAGCAUUGUGUCAAUGGGUUGCAAGGUCGUUGCGCAAGUAUGUUCGCCCCAUCUUCUACGCUGAUCCGCGCCGCCCAGAUCCCACGUGGUUCACUAUGGGCCAGUACACGUUAGCACAGAAUGUCUAUGCCACUUUGUCGAAUUUUGUGACGAUCACAUCGGUCAAUUACGCUGUGAUUUCCUUUUUUACGCUCUCGCUACGAAACUCACUUGGCGCAUAUCGUGCGGUGUAUUGGCAUUACCAUAUAUUGGUUCUCUUCGGAAUCGCUGCGUUCCGACUAGGUUUGGGAAAGCCGCUUCGUGCUUGGCACGUGGCUCCAACGCCCCCAAUGAAGAAGGCGCAGUAA